AUGGCAACAAAUAAUAAAACUAAAAUAGCUUUAAUUACUGGUGCUAAUAAAGGUAUUGGUUUUGAAGUUGCACGUCAACUAGCUCAAAUGGGUAUUCAUGUACUACUUGGUUCUCGUGAUGAACAACGAGGUAAACAAGCUGUUGAAAAACUUCUUGCCGAAAAUCUUCCUGUAUCAUUAAUUCAAAUUGAUGUUACUAAUCAAUCAUCAAUUGAUGCAGCUGUUAAUGAAAUUACAAAUAAAUAUGAUCAUUUAGAUAUACUUGUUAAUAAUAGUGGUAUUUAUGUUAAAGAACCACGCCCAAGUCAAGUAACAUUAGAUUUAUUUCAUGAUAAUUUUAAUGUUAAUUUUUUUGGUGCAUUUUUUGUAACAAAAUCAUUUUUACCAUUAAUUCAUAAAUCUUUAUCAGGACGUAUUGUUAAUGUAACAAGUGGUCUUGGUUCAAUUUAUUUUCAUCAAACAUGUAAACAAUCAUAUUUUCAUUUAGCAUAUAGUACAUCAAAAGCAUCAUUAAAUAUGUUUACAUAUCAAUUAGCACAAGAAUUAAAAAAUACAAAUAUUAAAGUUAAUGCUUGUACACCUGGUUUAACAGCAACAGAAUUAACUAAUUUUCAUGGUCAUUCAGUUGAAAUAGGUGCUAAAUCAAUUAUUUUCUUAGCAACAUUACCUGAUGAUGGACCAUCAGGAAAAUAUUUUAAUGAAUAUUGUCAAGAAGAUAAAUGGUAA
Molecule: messenger RNA, 726 nt
Organism: Rotaria sp. Silwood1
Lineage: Eukaryota; Metazoa; Rotifera; Eurotatoria; Philodinida; Philodinidae
Source: the annotation of a GenBank genome assembly